AUGUGGCGAGUGGGGUGUAAAUGUCUUCACAAUAACGACAUGGACAUUUCUGAACGUUCGAGCUAUCGAGAUUUUGUAUGGGCGAUUGAACUUAAUCGAUUUGGUCUGGAAUUUGUUGGUUUGUGGCCGGCAAUUGAUAAAACAUCUAAAACCAGCUCCGUUUCCGAUCUUCGCGUAGUCAUUAGUUUUGUUACCGUUACUCUUUUAACCGUAAUUCCUCUUAUAUAUUCUCUUGUGCGGGUGUGGGGUGACAUGAUACUAAUUAUAGACAAUCUUCAACUCACUCUGCCCAUGGUUAUGAUUUCGUUUAAAAUUGUCAUCAUGCGAUGGAAACGAUCAGCUGUUACAUUUAUUGUAAAAAUGAUAGCGGAAGAUUGGAUGACAGUUAGAACGGAAGCCGAAAGAAACGUGAUGAUAAGACAAGCGCGAGUCGCCCGUGUGAUAAUGAUCUGCGGAUACUCUUUGAUGGGAUUCGCGUUCGUCAUGCUUAUUAUUCUUCCUUCAUUUGGCAUACACUUCAGAUACUUGACGAAUAUCACCGACGGAGUCAGAGAGUUGCCGCUUCAAACGUCGUAUUUUUACAAAACCGACAAAAGUCCGCAGUUCGAACUUACGCUCGCCUCUCAAGCCGUGGCGAUAUUCGUAGGCGGGAUAGCUUACACGUCGGUGGACGCGUUCUUCGGACUCGCAAUUAUUCACAUAUGCGGUCAGCUGGAGAACUUUCAGCACAGAAUGAUCACCUUGGUGUCGAAUAUAAAUUUCGACGCCGCUCUGCGUAAUAACAUACUUUCCGGUGCUGAGAUAAGCGACAUGUCUAUUACACGAAAAUUUUUUGUACUACUGUGUAUCGUUAUCUUAUUUUCGCACAUGCUUCUGUACUGUGCUGCUGGCGAGAUGGUAGCAAAGCAAUGCGAAGAAGUGUAUCGUACUAUAUGCAACCUCGAGUGGUACAAAUUGGAGUCGAGAAAACGAAGAAAUUUUGUUAUAUUGAUGCUUCGUUGCAAUAAACCUUUCCACAUCACCGCAGGCAAACUAUUUCCAUUAACGAUGUCGACGUUUUGCAGUUUAGUAAAAACGUCAGCCGGCUAUAUAUCAUUUUUACUGGCUAAGAGCGAGUGAAAUUAUCUGUGUGUG
Molecule: messenger RNA, 1134 nt
Organism: Pseudomyrmex gracilis
Lineage: Eukaryota; Metazoa; Arthropoda; Insecta; Hymenoptera; Formicidae
Product: odorant receptor 43a-like
Exons: 6
Coding region: 1-1119 (372 amino acids)
Biological process (GO): detection of chemical stimulus involved in sensory perception of smell; sensory perception of smell
Cellular component (GO): plasma membrane
Molecular function (GO): odorant binding; olfactory receptor activity
Source: RefSeq, a predicted model, not a curated record